This is a messenger RNA of Monodelphis domestica (gray short-tailed opossum), 6556 nucleotides long. Its product is annotated as cysteine-rich transmembrane module-containing protein 1-like. NCBI's taxonomy places the organism in Eukaryota, Metazoa, Chordata, Mammalia, Didelphimorphia, Didelphidae. The record is from RefSeq and is a predicted model, not a curated record. Gene Ontology annotation, cellular component: extracellular exosome.
AGUUGAAUCUCUUUAGCAUUUUAUUUAAUGGCAUGAAACAUGUAUCUCAAAUUAACUUGACUCCUCACUUCUAAUACUCUUCAUUAUAUCUUCUUUGCCCACAUAUAUUCCUGGCCUUUUGCUCUACCUUUUUCACCUGAAACUUCUGCUCCUGUCAUCUUUCCAUGCUACUUAUUUUGGUUGCUUUUGAGAUAAAUUUAAUGCAGGUGAACGCAUCUUUUCAGUUAAAGUAAUGGCUACAAAGUCUUAUGUAUUGAGAUUUGAAAAUGACUUUGGAGAGAAUGAGAGAGUUUAAAGUUUCAAGGGGGGAUAUUAUUUUAAUUUCCAGUAUAUAAGGCAUUACCAUUCUAUAGUUUAGUUUACAAAAAAACAAGCAGGACUUACAUUGUUAAAUAUAAAUAUUCACAGGUCUCCUAUCUUCAAUCUGAAAUAAAUGAUAGACUUUCAACUUUCUACAAUAAUAGUAAUUGGUAUCCUAGAAUUUUUUAUAUCAGUCCAAGCUUUUUUGUACCUAGUUAUCUUAUUUUCUCAUUAAAAUAGGUACCCAAUUCUCAGUGACACAGAACAUACCAGACAUUGAGGCAUAAAAUAUAUUUCCCCUUGACUAGCUUUUAGAAUCAUUAUUUUUGUCAGCAUAUAUAUCCUACUUUUAUGUGUAUGUUUAUAUUAUAGAACAUCAUUUUUUUGGUUGGUUGGUGAUUUAUUAAUUAGUCAAUACUUAACUAUACAUAUACUAUAAAAAGAGAAUAGUUGUAGGCCAUCCAAGGAUUUAUCAUUUAAGUAGUUAAUAAGAUUUCCCUGCCUUUUGAAUAACUUUGUAAUCUCAGGACAGUCUGAGCCAAAUGAAAACACAUAAGAUAUAUAUAUAUAUAGUCAUAACAUGUUGAACCUGAUUUCACAAGUCUUGUGUUAAUAACAGUCUUAUUACCUCUAAGGGAUAUAUACACAAGGCAUGAUUAUAUUAAAUAAAUGUUUAUGGCAAUGUGACUGUAAAAAUGAAUUCCUGUAAAGUAAAUUUUAUUUUCCUCACAAUAAAACUAGAUUAAUCCCCAAGGAACAACAUUCCUUUAGGGCUUUUGUUUUUCAUUUGGAGCAUUUAAGAUAGUAGGCAUACUGGGCAUAUCAGCAAUCUGUGCCUGAUGGGAGUUGUACUUCCCAUUUAAUUUAAUUUUCCUUUAUGGCGGUAUUUUGUAGCUUCCUUAUAGGAGGUAUCACACUGUAGACCUGAUGUUGACUACUUCCAUGCACUUUCUGUACCACAGAAAUUUUUACAUCACUAAAAUUCUCUUGACCUUUAUAUCCAAAGCUCCCAAAACUUAACUACCUUUUUAUUUCCCUAGGCUUGGUAUCUCCUAAAUUUGGUCUGUAAUGUCUUUAUUUUUCUGGGAUAAUAUAUGAUAUAGUAUAGUCUGAAACUUUCUUAGUUUUAGUCCUCAACAAAUUUAAAAUAAAGAAAUACCCUGCUUUGUCAGUGCUAUAAUUUCUCCUUACAAACCCUUACCUUCUAUCUUAGAAUAAAUUUGAAAUGUCAGUUUCAAGGCAAAAGAGUGAUUAGGGCUAGGCAGGAAGGGGUUAAAUGACUUGUCCAGGAUCACACAGCUAGGGGAUGUCUGAGGCCAGAUUUGAGUCCAAGACCUUCCACCUCUAGGCCUGGCUCUCUAUCCACUGAGCCACCUAGCUAUCCCCCAAUACUAUAAAUUUUUAAUUCUGUUAAUUGAGUUUGCCUAAACCAAGAAUGUAUUCAUGGUAAUAAUUAGACAAGAACUGGGUCUUUAUGCUUUAUGCCUCUAUGAAAGACAUGAACCUUGCAUCAUAUUUUUAAAAAGAAACUGUGUUCAGACACAGGCAGAAAAGUAAACAAAGCAAGUCAUAUAUUAGGAGGAACAUUAGUUGAGCUAUCAAAUGGGAGUUCAAUUUGCGAAGAAAACACCAGCGCGUUGUUUAUUAUUAUUAUUAACAUCAAUGGGUGCCUUAGAACUUGUCAUUAAUGAUUUUGAUAUGCCAAAAAUGGAAGCCAUUACUGUAAAAAGGCUUCUAGAAAAAGUGAAAAAAUGAAAUGUUUAAGAGAUGAUUCUUGCCUGUGAGAAUAAUUCAAGGAGGAAGAGGCUGCCAGUAGUCCAGUUGCGGUCAUCAGUAUAUGAUGUUUCAUAUACUGAAAUGUUUCAGAAAAAAAGAGGAUUUAGUUGUUGAGGUAAAGGCAAAAAAAUGUAAAUUCACAUUGAAUUCAGUAUGCUCCCUAGAGAUCAUUUAAAAGGGGUAAUGGCUUAUGGGGAAAGACCAUCUAUCUCCAUUUUAGACAUAUAUGUCAGUCACUAAACAUUAAUUAAAUGUCUGUGAUAUGUCAGGUUCUUGCUGAUCACUGAGGAUACAGUUGCUCCCAAGAGACUUGCAGUCUAAUGGGGAAUACAACAUACAAAUAAUUAUGUCCAGUCACACUAUAUACAGGAUGACAGAUGGGAAAUCCUCAGCAGAGAAAGCACUAGAAUUAAAGAUUAGAAAAGACUUUCUGUAGAAGGAGGAUUUUGAGCUGAUAUUUAAGGGAGAAGAAGUAUUUCAGGCAUGAGAAAUGGUGAAAAUAUCCAUUGUCAAGAAAUAGUUGUCCUGUUCUAGAAAUAUCAAAAAUGCCAAUGUCACUGAAUCACAGACUUCAUGAUGAGGCUUAAAGUAUAAGAAGCCUGGAAAGUGAGGGAGGACCAAGUUAUGAAGGGCUUUGAACUUUAUAAAAAAGGUUUUAUAUUUGAUACUAGAGGUGAUGGUGAGCCACUAGGUGAUAAGUUUGAGUGAGAGGUGGUAGGGAAUUACAUGGUCAGACCUAGAAUUGAAAGGAGAGAGAUUCAUGACAGACAGACCAACCAGCAUGAAGUAAUAAGGGCCUGCAUCAGGAAAGUAUCAGUAUCAGAGGUGAGAAGAGAGCAUAUUCAAAAGAUUUUAUGAAGUUAAAAUGAUUGACAGGCCUUGGCAAUAGAUUGGAUAUGAAAAGGUGGGAUUAAGAGAGAUUAAGGGAUUGAGAGUGAAAUCUCAGUUUGAGCCUUGGUUACUGGGUAGAUGAUGGUACUGUUGAUAAUAAUAGGGAAGUUAGGAAGGAAAGGGGUCUUUGUUUUAGACAUGUUGAGUUUAAGAUAACUAUAAAUCAUCAAGUUGUAGAUAAAAGACUAGAUAUACAAAGAGUUUAGAUAAGUAGUUUGGAAUCAUUAACAUAAAGAUGAAUCCAUGGGAGCUGAUGACCAAGAAAUGCCAAACUAAAGAGUCUUAGGCCAUUGAAGUUUUUUGAACAGAAUGACAUGGCAAGAUAUGUAUAGGGAAAAUGUUUAGAAGUAAUUGAAAUGGAAAUGAGGAGAGAACAAUGACUGGAAGACCUAUUAGACUAUUGUAGUAGCCAAGAUGAAUAAAAAUGAGGUGUAAUAAUAGUGAAAGAAAUGGCACAGAGAAGUAAAAAAUACUUCAUAGGUAAAAUGAGUUCCAUAUGAUAAGUGGAAAUGAAAGUUGAGGGAAAAGGAAGUUAUACAAUACGAAGAUUCCAAAUAAGUCACACUGAAUGAAUGGUGACACCACUCCCAGAAACAAUGAAGUCAAAAAGAGGAAUAGGUUUGGAGGGGAAGAUUAUGAACUCAAGCCUGAGUUUUAGAGAUGUGAAUCUUGAACUGGCAAGCGAGGUUGAAGUUAGAAACAGAAAAUUGACAAUCAUUUGUUUAUCAGUGGAAGCUGAAGUCAUGGAACUAGAAUGGAGGCAAUCAUCAAUGCCAGUUUCUCCAGAGAUACCAAAAAGGAAGAUGGAAUUAUGCAAUAACCAGAGUAGUCUAGUGAGUUUUCUCGGUUUCAAUAGAGAUGGUAGUGGGGAGAAGUUAAGUUUGGAAGCUGUCUUAUCCUUCUCUUAAAAAGCCUUUAGGCCCCUCCCCCUGGAGGGCCCCCGGCUGACGUCAGCUCCUGGUGACAUCAGCAGCGGCAGGUGCCCUGUGCACCCUGCUUCGUACUUCAGUCUCUCGUUCUGCGUCCGUGGGAAGGAGGUAUCAGGUGGCUGCUGCUCUGCUGGAGGAAAAAUUUUCAUUCCAAAAUGAAUUAUGGAAAUCUUCCACCCUACUCGGACCCAGGCCCAACUGCCCCACAUCCACUAUAUCCACUGCAACCUCAAGGAUAUCCUUCUUCUGGGCCUUAUCCUCCUGGGCCUCCAGGACCAUAUCCACCCCCUAAUGCAGGGUACCCUUACCAAGGCUAUCCACAAUAUGGUUGGCAGGGAGGACCCCCUCCAGAAGCUCCCAAAACUACAGUGUAUGUGGUAGAAGACCAAAGAAGGGAUGACUCAGCCCAAACUACCUGCCUCACAGCUUGCUGGACUGUUCUCUGUUGCUGUUGCCUUUGGGACAUGCUCACUUGGCCAGCCUCAACCUCCCCUUACUAGAAGGCUUUGUAUCCUCCACUGAUUGAUGGGAGUUCUGAUUCUUGAUCUCUUUCUAUUGCUAUAAUGAAUGACUAGUUCUGCACAGAUAUCUCAACCACAACAGUGAUGAAAUCCUAGAUUAGUAGUGAUUUUUUUUUUGGCUAUUUAAUUUUAGUGACACAAUCUUUUUAACGUUCAUUUUCUAAUUUUCUUGUCAUACUUUAAUAAUGUGCUAAAUGAUUUUUUGGCCAAAGGCUUGACUAUGAAAUUUAUAUUUACCAUAUUAAAUUGCACUUUUUGUGGUGGUGGCAAAUAUGCAACAAACAAGCCACUGGAUGAUUUAUUUCCUAAUUCUCUGAUUGUUUCACUACUCCCUUUGUCAAUAAACGUUUCAAAAGUAAAAAAAAAAAGCCAUUAGUUUGUGUGGAAAAAGUCAUAGUUCUCAGAAUUUUAAAUACUGUACUUGGGUACUUUUCAUCAGUUCUGAGGAACAAAAGUAACUGUUUUCCUAUUUAGAACCAGGAAUGAAUCUGUUUAUAUAUAAAUGGUAUAAACACUUUCAUGGUGAUUACCAGUUGUUGUUUUUUUUUUUAAUGAUGAAUUCAGAGGAAUAGACUAGAAUGAAUUGCUCAGUUGCAAUAUGCAUAAAAUUACAGACUGAGUCAUAGCUUUUCUUGAAUGGGAUUUCAUUUUAUUGGUUUUAAUCAGCAACACUUCAUUACCCUGAAGAUGUUCUAUUUUUUUUCUAACUACCUUAUCCUGUGGUGAACAUAAUUUUAAAAUUAAUAUUAUUUAGUUAAAUGUCAGAUUUAGCAGAAAGAUUUUACCAACUUGAAGUCACAGAGCUUUAACAAACUAUUCUUGGGUAGAGGGUACAAAAGAUAAAAUAUGUCAUGCAGCAGGGUGUUUUUCCUACUGCAUUAAUUCUUUCUAUUCAGUCAUAAAAACAUAACAUUUUGUUCAGUGAGCUAUAGUUCAAUUACUUAUAGAGCUUUUCUUUAAAGUCCAUCUAUGGUGUAUACAUGAUUACCCAUUUCAUUUUCAAAGUAGACAUUCAUUGGUUAUCUAACAGCAGUGUGAAAUUAAAUUAUAUCUCGACUAUAGUUUGAUGCAACUACACUUAGUCCUGAAGCUCUUUGGGCUACCAUUAGCGUGCCUAUGUGAGAGUGGGUUUGUAUCUUGCUUGUGGAUCACUGAUAAGAUUUAAAUGACUACUACUGAAAGAUUCUUGCUCUGGGGCACAGGAUUCAAUAGAAAUUCAUUUAUUUAGGUUGUGUGUGGUAUUGAAUGACUUAAACUGAAGGUAGAAUACAGUCAUUCAUAUGUAAAGGUUGUUCUUCCUGGGAGCUUGCCACAGUUUGAUAAGGGGAAAAAAAAAAGCUGUUGUCAUGUAUAUAUGAGCCUUCCAAAAAUUGCCAACACAGAUAUUGCUUCUUAUACUGCUUUCCCUGUGCAUUAAGAAAUACAUUCUCAGUGAAAGUCUUUUAAUCUAAUUGUGAAGUGAUUGUUGUUCUGCCUCAAAGAUAACUCCUGGAAUCCAAUGAUGUGUUUUCUUGUAAAAAUGCAAAUUACAUUAAUGUUACUAUUUCAUAUCAGAUGGGUUAACUUCUGCCAGUAGUAAUCAAAAGCAUAGAAUUUCAAGCUUGACUUGAACAACAUUUCAUAACUUCUGAUUCUUAUCGUCUUUAUUCUACCUCUCUACUCUGAACCCAUUUUAAAGCAUACAACUUAUAAUAAGGUUAGCAUAAUACAUUUUUAAAAUCUAGUUUCUCAGGUUAGCUACGCAUGUUUGGAGCAGUUCAGUUCUGUAGUUUUGUGUCAAGGGAAGGUUAAAAGGCUUUAUAACCAUAAACAUUCCCUGUCUGUCCCCCUUCCCUGCCCCAGUCUAUUAUUUUGUCUCAUAAAGAUGAGUUAGAAUAGGCCAUAUGCAGAGUCAGUAUGUAACUGACCACUCUCAUUAAUAAAAAGGCUGCUUUUAAGUCUUGAUUUUUUUUUAAAGCUUAAAUAGUCUAGUAAAAAGAUUAUCAUAAUUGUAUUAGUAUCAAAAUGUUUCCAUGGCCUUUGGCAUGUAACCAAUUUUAUAGGAAGUAUAUAAUUUCUAUUUUGGAAAUCAAGCUCAUAUAAUUUCUGGUAAUGCUAAGGAGUUUAAUGUGUUAAAUAUUUAAGGGAUUUUCUUCCCCU